AUGAUGCUGCCCAAGGCCGUCCUGGCCAUUGCCGCCCUGGCCUCCAGCCCUGUCAAUGCGCUGUGGCCCAUUCCCCAGAAGAUCUCGACCGGAGACAGCGUGCUCUUCAUCGACCAGGCCGUCCGGGUGACUUACAAUGGGGUGCCGAUCAUCACCAUCGGCUACGAGCCUCCGGCCGGCUCCCACUUCAGCAGCCAGGAGAUCGUCCAGGGCGGCGUCUCGCGCGCCCUGGCGUCCAUCUUCAGCACAAACUUCGUCCCCUGGAAGCUGAACCCGCGCAACAGCAACUUCGAGCCCAAGCUGGCGCUGCAGAACCGCGUGCAGACCAUCGCCAUCCGGCAGACGGGCAAGGACUCGACCUCGACCUUCAAGCCGCGCGCCGGCGACGUCGACGAGUCGUACUCGCUGACCGUGUCCAAGGCGGGCCAGGUCGACAUCACGGCCAAGUCGUCGACCGGCGUGCUGCACGCCCUCGAGACCUUCUCCCAGCUCUUCUACAAGCACUCGGCCGGCCCCUUCUACUACACCACCCAGGCGCCCGUGAGCAUCACCGACUCGCCCAAGUACCCGCACCGCGGCAUCAUGCUGGACCUGGCCCGCACCUACCAGACCGUCGACGACAUCAAGCGCACCAUCGACGCCAUGGCCUGGAACAAGCUCAACCGCCUGCACCUGCACGUCACCGACUCGCAGUCGUGGCCGCUCGUCAUCCCCGCCCUGCCCAAGCUGUCCCAGGCCGGCGCCUACCACCCGAGCCUGGUCUACACGCCCGCCGACCUCGCCAGCAUCUUCCAGUACGGCGUCGCCCGCGGCGUCGAGGUCAUCACCGAGAUCGACAUGCCCGGCCACAUUGGCGUCGUCGAGCUGGCCUACAACGACCUCAUCGUCGCCUACGAGCAGAUGCCCUACCAGUACUACUGCGCCGAGCCCCCCUGCGGCGCCUUCUCCCUCAACAACUCCAAGGUCUACGACUUCGUCGACACCCUCUUCGACGACCUGCUGCCCCGCGUCGCCCCCUACAGCGCCUACUUCCACACCGGCGGCGACGAGCUCAACGCCAACGACUCCAUGCUCGACCCCCACCUCAGGAGCAACGCGACCGACGUGCUGCAGCCCCUGCUGCAAAAGUUCCUCAACUUUGCGCACUCCAAGAUCCGCGCCGCCGGGCUGUCGCCCUUUGUCUGGGAGGAGAUGGUCACCACCUGGAACCUGACGCUCGGAAACGACACCGUCGUGCAGUCGUGGCUGGGAGGCACCGCCGUCAAGGACCUCGCCGAGAGCGGCCACAAGGUCAUUGACACUGACUACAACUUUUACUACCUCGACUGCGGCCGCGGGCAAUGGGUCAACUUCCCCAACGGCGCCUCCUUCGACACGUACUACCCCUUUGGCGACUGGUGCGCCCCGACCAAGAACUGGCGCCUCAUCUACUCCCACGACCCGGCCGCCGGCGUCUCCGCCGCCCACGCCAAGAACGUCCUCGGCGGCGAGCUCGCCGUCUGGAGCGAGAUGAUUGACGCCAGCAACCUCGACAACAUCAUCUGGCCGCGCGCCAGCGCCGCCGGCGAGGUCUGGUGGUCGGGCAACGUCGACGGCGCCACGGGCCAGAACAGGAGCCAGCUCGAGGUCACGCCCCGGCUCAACGAGUUCAGGGAGAGGAUGCUCGCGAGGGGCGUCAGCGCCAUGCCCAUCCAGAUGACGUACUGCACGCAGCUCAAUGCCACGGCUUGUACGCUUUUCGCAUGA
Molecule: messenger RNA, 1746 nt
Organism: Trichoderma citrinoviride
Lineage: Eukaryota; Fungi; Ascomycota; Sordariomycetes; Hypocreales; Hypocreaceae
Product: glycoside hydrolase family 20 protein
Exons: 3
Coding region: 1-1746 (581 amino acids)
Biological process (GO): glycosaminoglycan metabolic process; carbohydrate metabolic process
Cellular component (GO): membrane
Molecular function (GO): beta-N-acetylhexosaminidase activity
Source: RefSeq, a predicted model, not a curated record